UUCUUCUAAAUUUCCCAAAUUUUUUACACUUUUUGCUUGAUUCGUCUGGGAAUUCUGCAAAUUCCGGUGAUGCCGCCGGAGAAAAACAAAGCAAGUGGAGUAUUCGACAUGCGGAGCAAUUUACAACGAUCAAUUUCGCCGUCUGGUAGGUUCUGUUCCUCAACAAUCUCAUCGUCUUCCUCUGCUUUUGCUUCUUCCAUGUCUGGUUUCUCAUCUGCUGCCAGAUCCAAGUCGCCAUCGAGGAUCAGUGUUCGUAGUGGUUACCUGACUUCAUCUCCUUCUGUCCGUUUCUCAAUCGAUCAUCGUCAUAAGUCUCCUGGCCGUUCUGUUGCGGCUUCGUCGUCUAGAAACUUGAAUCGCAACUGUGAUCGUGAUAACAGCAAGAAGGCGUGGAGUCAUGGAUCGAAGAAGACGUGUUUGUGCUCGCCAACAACGCAUCCUGGAUCGUUUCGUUGUAGUUUGCACAAAAAAUCGAGUAUGACGAAUAGCAACGACAGUCAUGACAGUACAGUGUCGUAUCGGUCGCAUAGACUGUACGCUCGGAGAUCGGCGAUGACGAAUUCGCUUGUGAGGAUCGGCACUGUGGAAGGUGAUCUGGUGAAGAGAGCGCUAGCGGCUUUGAUUCGUCCGUCGUCGCACCAGCAGAGACGGCGCAGUGACUUCCAACCAAGACCUAGCCGGCUCUCCGUUAUGUGCAAAGCCGAUGAGUGAUUCUGUUUCUCACCAGUUGUACAGUUGCAACCAAUUUUGCAGAAUAUUUGAUUAUAUUAUAUAAUUUUGUUUUUGUUUU
Cynara cardunculus var. scolymus (artichoke) is the source of this 790-nucleotide messenger RNA. RefSeq lists its product as uncharacterized. The transcript has a single exon. Bases 70 to 711 code for a protein of 213 amino acids. The record is from RefSeq and is a predicted model, not a curated record. Lineage: Eukaryota; Viridiplantae; Streptophyta; Magnoliopsida; Asterales; Asteraceae.